Molecule: messenger RNA, 2069 nt
Organism: Hydractinia symbiolongicarpus
Lineage: Eukaryota; Metazoa; Cnidaria; Hydrozoa; Anthoathecata; Hydractiniidae
Product: m7GpppN-mRNA hydrolase-like
Exons: 9
Coding region: 49-1584 (511 amino acids)
Biological process (GO): nuclear-transcribed mRNA catabolic process, nonsense-mediated decay; deadenylation-dependent decapping of nuclear-transcribed mRNA
Cellular component (GO): P-body; cytoplasm
Molecular function (GO): manganese ion binding; 5'-(N(7)-methylguanosine 5'-triphospho)-[mRNA] hydrolase activity; RNA binding
Source: RefSeq, a predicted model, not a curated record
UAAAAAUUCGUGUUUCUCUAGCAUAAGAAAGCUAUUCUUUUGCCGAAGAUGUCUGACGAAAAUUUUGGAAGUGAGUUUUCUAGUGGCCAAUAUCCACAAAUUCCCAAAGAUGUCUUACAAGAUUUGUGCAGCCGAUUCUUGAUCAACAUUCCCGAGAAUGAAAAAAAUGACAUGGUUCGUAUUUGUUUUCAAAUUGAACUGGCUCAUUGGUAUUAUAUUGAUUUCUGUCGUCAAGACAACACAGAGUUACCUGUUUGUGGAAUGAAAGCGUUUAUGUCAAUAAUAUUUACUGAAUUUCAGUUUUUGAACAAAAGCAAACAAUCCGUACAAACAAUCUUCGAUAAUUGGAAGAAGUACAAAGUGCGUGUUCCUGUGUUUGGAGCCAUCUUACUUGACGAAUCUUUAGAAAAGUGCUUACUGGUUCAAGGGUUCCACAGUAAAACCAGUUGGGGAUUUCCCAAAGGUAAAAUCAACAAAGACGAGGGUGAUUUAGAUUGUGCAAUUAGAGAGGUGUACGAGGAAGUAGGAUAUGAUAUUACACCUUUGGCGCAUUCCAAUCAAUUUCUAGAAAAUAAUAUACAUGAUCACCAGGUCCGGCUGUACAUCGUUGCUGGUGUAGACGAGUUCUACAAUUUCAAGCCGAAUACAAGAGGUGAAAUUAAGGCUAUCCGUUGGUUCAACGUGUCUCACUUACCCACACAUAAAAAAGAUAUGACACCCAAAGAUGAAAUUGGAUUGAAUGCAAACAACUUCUUCAUGAUUCAUACAUUUAUCAAACCACUACGCAAAUGGAUAUCUGACAAGAAGAAAAGUAUGUCAAGUCUGUCAAUGAGUUCUUCGCUUAGCAUGCUGUAUCAACAUACAUCGCAACACUAUUAUCAGGCUAAAGAUGGUAGCCCAAGAAGUGAUGAACAUAAAGAAUUGAUUAAACAAAGAAAAUUGAGAGAAGCAGAAGAGUACAAAAAUAUGCAUGUUAUGAUGAAUCCCUUACUUUCUCAGAGAAGUAAUGAGGAAAUGCUAAAGGGUAUGCUUGGCAUGGCUUCUACUCAGUCACAACCCGAAGCCAUCCAGAGAUUACUGACAGGUACAGUUAACAUGUCUCCAGUAGCAACUCCCGAAAAGCGUUCCAAAACGAAUUUUUCACCUAUGUCUUCUAAAGGACAGGCCUAUAGCGCUCAUCAUGCCAGCCCAAGCGAGUUUGCUUCACCUCGCUCCAACAAAGAACAUCGUAAAGACAAUGACGAGCAUAGUAGAUAUCACAAAAAAGACCAAAAUAGACAUUCACGUUCAGCGGCAGAAUCAUAUGCACAAAAAGCUAGUCGGAAUACAGGCUACCAAAAAGAUUCUCUGUCGAGAAGCCAACAAAAUGUAUAUACAUAUCACUCGCCAAAAAACUCGCCAGCGAGUACUCCUUCUCGAAAAUUGCUGUAUUCUACAGAACAAAAUACAGGUGGUAAAAACCGAAGCAACACGAAAACCAAUAUAAAAACUAAACCCGGUGGGCUGAGUGACUUUCGUUUCGAUUCGUCAGCGUUUUUAAAUUUUAAAUUUAACUAUGACGAGAUUUUAGCGUCGUUGACGUAGCCAUACUUAAUUUGUCACGACGUUUAGUGUAGCUUUGUCUGACAUUGUCUGUUUGUUUAUUGUCGGACGUCGUGACGGAUUUUGGUCGUCAUCUGUGUAUGUGACUUUCUAAACAGUAGCUUAGUUUUUGCUUCUUGGUUUUAUUUUGUUUUAUACUUUAUUUUAUAAUUUUCUUGUUUAUUUCUAACAUUCGUGCAGCUUUACUUUAUUGUACGUGUUCCUUAUGUAAUAGUAUAAUGUCGCCAAAUAUGCUUCGAACGGCUGCUUUCAUAUGACCUAAAAAUUAUAAUUGUUAUUUGUCCUAUUUAACCUUUUUUCAGGCGGAAUGAAAGGAAUAAAAUUUUCCGAUUUACUUUAUCUUCCAUACUUACUCUCUCAUAGCCCUCGCUUUAUACUCUCCACCGUUGUGAAUUGAAGCUAUAUAUAGUUUAAAUAAUGUAAUGCUUUUUUUUUAUUUUUUAAAUGUAAAAAAGUUUUACUUUUUA